UCUUCGCAACGUGUUCCGAUUGGUCGACGGUUGCUGUUGCCACAGUGAUAGUGUAGUAACAGAGUUGUAUCCCCGCCUCUUAUUCCUUAUAUGGAAGAGCAACACCCUCAGGGCGAGCUGUGAUUGGUCAGCGUGGGUUCUCUCCAAUGUUUGUAAAUUGUAAUCUGGAGACGCCGCUGUGUAGAUCUCAGCGCGCAAAUGUAUUUUCUAAUGUUGAUAAACUUUCCUAGUUUGGAUUUUAUUUAAAAACUACCGGUCUUAAGAAAUAGCGGGAUUGUACACCAUUGCGUCGUAGUGGAUAUCAAGGAACUGAACAAGGCAGAAAGAGAGACUACAAUGGUCAUCAGUCAGAUGGAUGCCGGUAAAGCAUUGACGGCGGCAGCAGCCAAAGGAAGCACGAGCGAGGUGCAGAGGAUCCUGGAGGAAUGCCGAGUGCACCCGGACACCCUCAAUGAGUUCGGCAGGACUGCGCUCCAAGUGAUGAUGAUGGGGAACUCCAAGAUCGCCAGUUUGCUGUUGGAAAAAGGGGCCGACCCCAACGUCCAGGACAAACACGGGAUAGCGCCCGUCCACGACGCGGCCCGAACCGGAUUCCCGGACACUCUGCAGGUGCUGGUGGAGUACGGAGCUUCGGUAAACCUCCCGGACCACAGCGGCGCCCUGCCUAUCCACAUUGCCAUCCGGGAAGGCCACAGGGAUGUUGUGGAGUUCUUGGCCCCGCGGUCCGACCUGAAGCACGCCAACAUAAGCGGCCAGACAGCGGUAGACGUUGCCCGGACCUCUUGUGUGCCUGAUAUGAUGGACUUGCUUUUUGCUCACAUUCAUAGUUAGUCAGAAGUCUGGGGGCCCUAAUUAACUUCUUUUUUGUUUUGCUUCAAACCUGGUGACUUGAAUUCAUUGCUGUGUAAAGGAUUAUUUUUUUGUUAAUAGUAGCUCUGCAUUAAUAUGUGACACGAGACAUAUUGUCCUGGCAGCUUAUUAUCAGUGGAUGGGUGGCUAUAUACAGUAGACACCUCUUUUGCACAGUGCAAUUUAGGCACCUUAUAUAUCUGUUUUCCCUUUUAAUUGGGAGUGCACAUUUGUAGAUAGUUUUCCCAGUGUUUUGUAAUUAUUGCAUUAUUUCCAUUGUGAAACAGUUGAAACCUUAUGUGUUUUUAAACACUUUUACAAAACUUGAUGUGGUGCACCCCGAUUGCUUUUCAUAGUUUUGUUUCUCAUAAGUAGAUGUACUUAGACUUUGAAUUUACUCUUAUUUAUUGUUGUUAUAGGACUGAAUAUUCCUGUGACUUUGUAAAUAGCAACAUUUAUUGUGAUUUGUUAAAAUGUUAUUUAUAUACAUAAUUUUAAAACAAAAGUGAGAUUAUUCACUUUGCCAUUUGAAGAAGCAAACACAAAAUAAAGUGUUGAACUUGAA
This is a messenger RNA of Pseudoliparis swirei, 1414 nucleotides long. It is a transcript of the gene cdkn2d, whose product is annotated as cyclin-dependent kinase inhibitor 2D (p19, inhibits CDK4). The coding region runs from base 337 to 831 and encodes 164 amino acids. The record is from RefSeq and is a predicted model, not a curated record. Gene Ontology annotation, biological process: negative regulation of cell population proliferation; regulation of cyclin-dependent protein serine/threonine kinase activity. Gene Ontology annotation, cellular component: nucleus. Lineage: Eukaryota; Metazoa; Chordata; Actinopteri; Perciformes; Liparidae. Gene Ontology annotation, molecular function: cyclin-dependent protein serine/threonine kinase inhibitor activity; protein kinase binding. The transcript has 3 exons.